Messenger RNA from Nannizzia gypsea CBS 118893, 879 nucleotides. Its product is annotated as phospholipid methyltransferase. NCBI's taxonomy places the organism in Eukaryota, Fungi, Ascomycota, Eurotiomycetes, Onygenales, Arthrodermataceae. The record is from RefSeq and is a predicted model, not a curated record. Bases 1 to 879 code for a protein of 292 amino acids. The transcript has 2 exons.
AUGCCUACCGUUGGUGAACGUAUAUAUGAGCUUGCGGAGCCAGGCUUCCUCGGCGUCUGGGCUGCGUACAGUUUUAUGACGGUGAUGCUGGAAACCAUUCUGCGUGGUCAGCUACUUGCACCUAUAUUCAAGCUGCAGGAGAUCAAAGAAGAAGCCUUCUCAAGGUUCUGGAUAAGUUUCUCAGGUGCCCGAGAUAAAGCAAAUCAAGAUCCGAAUGCUCCUGUGCCAGAGCCCGCUGCCUCAAGUGCUCUUAUACCCCCACUCCUCGCCCAUGCGGACGGGGUUGUUCUUGACAUCGGCCCUGGGACAGGAACCCAAACGCCGCUUUUCACAAGCCCGAAUUUGCGGAUCAUGUAUGGUGCAGAGCCAUGUCUAGGUCUUCACGAGGACCUUUCUGCUAAGGUUGAAUCAUGCGGUCUGGGAUCCAAAUAUCGAAUUCUACACUGUGGAGCCCAGCCUGAUUCUUUGCUCCCUGCGCUGAAAAAGGCCGGCGCACUUGAUGACGAGAACAAUGAGGGAAAAGGUGUUUUUGAUACCAUUGUCUGUGUCCGAGUCUUGUGUUCCGUUCCGGAACCAGAGAAGACGAUAAAGGGCCUUUAUGACUUACUCAAACCGGGUGGGAAGAUAUUGAUUUGCGAGCAUGUGGUGAACCCUUGGACCACACCCAAAGGAAGCUCCGUUGCAAGAUUUGUUCAGGCUCUAUAUGGUCUUUCGGGCUGGAGCUUCUUCAUGGGGGGAUGUAAUCUCGAUAGAGACACUGAGCGUACACUUCGAGCUGUUGGUGAUGCUGAUGGUGGUUGGGGAAGCGUGGAUCUAGAAUCAUCGUUUACCUCAGGGCCAUUGCCCUACGUCUCUGGGACUCUAGUCAAGCGAGGAUGA